GCCCUGCCGGACUCGGAGCCAUGAUGAGAACUUCCGCUUCCUCUGCCGCGGCUGCAGAGCCCGGCCGCGCCUAGGCCGCGGCGGCUCCCCCUGGAGGCCGUGGCCGUACCCGAGCCGGGCAGGGAGGGGGCGCGAUGCGGCCGCCGCUGCGCUGGCUCCUGACCGGGCUGCUGCUGGGAGCGCUGUGCGAGGAGGCUGCCGCGGCGAACAGCGACCCGCCGGCCCGCUCGACGCCCCCGCAAGGCAGCACCCCCGGGGAGGCGACGCGGAGCAGCAAUGGCAGCAGCAGGGCCCCGCCCGAGCGGGACCAGCCCAUGACCCAGCGCGCCCUGGCUGUGCUCGUGGUGGCCAGCGCCGCCCUCAUCGUCUACUUCGUGAUCCGGACCGUGCGCCUCAGAAAAAGAAACAAAAAGACCCGAAGGUAUGGAGUUUUGGACACCAACAUAGAAAAUAUGGAGUUGACUCCAUUAGAACAAGAUGAUGAUGAUGAUGAUACAACAUUGUUUGAUGCCAAUCAUCCUCGAAGAUAAGUAUGUGCCUUUCAUUGAGAGAAAUCAACAGAAAGAGGAGGUUAUGCAGGAGGAAUAAGAAGCCAAUAUAUCAACAGGGUUGGGGGGGUAUUUAAAUAGUGUAUAUUAUGGUAUGCUUAGUUUGUUGCAAUAAAUACUAUAACAAUUUGUUGUACCUCUUUGUAUAUACAGAAAUACUCUAAAUUCAGAGGGGUUUACACUAAAAUUCAAAACUAUUUGGAAAAGAGAGUCCCUUUUAAAACAGGGUAUUUUCUGCUUAUUUUAAUUCCCUAUUUGUGUAUAUGUAUGGUAUACUUUUCUAUACCAAUCUGGAAUAUGUUCACUUAUUUUUGCCAAUGUAAUAUUUUAAGUCCGUAUCAACAACAUCAUCUUAUGUAUGUGUGAAUUCUGUAGUACGGCUAGAUUUUCUGUAGUUUAGUUGAGAUUCUUUCCCUAUCUUGAAAAAGCUCUGUGCCAAACUACUGCCUCUUUUUUGUUUGAAAUUUUUAACUAAAUGAAUGUGAGUUGCUGUACGUAAACAUUACUUAAAACUGCCAAGUGCACCAAUAAAAUGUUUACAAUAUUCCUAA
Molecule: messenger RNA, 1099 nt
Organism: Terrapene triunguis (Three-toed box turtle)
Lineage: Eukaryota; Metazoa; Chordata; Testudines; Emydidae
Gene: FAM174A
Product: family with sequence similarity 174 member A
Exons: 3
Coding region: 135-530 (131 amino acids)
Source: RefSeq, a predicted model, not a curated record